AAAUGAAGCAAUAGAGCGAGAAAGAGAGAAGGAGGGAUAAAGGGCAGAGGGAGCGUGAGAGAGAUAGAGCGUGAGCAAGUGAAAGCGUGACACAAGCAGAGCGGGCGAGGGAGAGGAGCCAGGACAGAGCCAGAGCAUCCUCUUGCACACUCAUUUCUCUAGCAGCAGCUUGGUCGGCAGGAAGGCAGAUACGACAGGGGAGCGACCCGUACCUUACCCAAAGGGGACAACACCAGCGCUGUCUGUCUCUCUUACACACACACGCACGCACACACACGUCACAACACGCGCAAUCGUGACUGGGUGUGAAGCUGCGGGGGGGAGGAGGACCAACACGCUCAUGCACAAGCGCUCCGCAGGUUUUUUUUUCUCCACACGCUGGAGAGCUGUCUGUUGAGGACCGGACCACAGCUGAGUGCACCUCAUCCAUCCACCCCUUCCUUCCUUCGAUCACCACCCCGCUGGCAGCGCUCUGUGUCUCUCCUUCCUGUUAAAGUGACGUCCUGCUGCUCCCGCGCUGCUCAAGCACUUUAUUCUUUGUUUUUUCUUCCGCCGCUUGGUCCUUUAUUGACACCUUUUUACCUGUCCUCUUCGCCCGCACUCCAACCUACCCGGGCUGACAGACGGACGCACAAGGCACGCCGAGCCGUAGAAGCGACCCCUGAGCGACCCCCACCCCGCCGCCGCCACCGCCGCCAUGAACUUCCUCCGCCGCCGGCUGUCCGACAGCAGCUUCAUCUCCAACCUCCCCAACGGCUACAUGACCGACCUCCAGAGGCCCGAGCCCCCGGCGCCGCCGCCCCCCAGCGCCACCUCCCCGUCCCAGACGGGCACCGUCCCCGCCCCCUCCACCUCUCCCUCCCCCACGGCCAAGUCCCCGUCCAGGGCCCCGGGCCCCGUCCAGGGCUCCCCGGUGGGGCUGGAGCGCCGGCAGACCCUGCCCAGCCAGCCGCAGCAGCCGCCGCUGGGCCAGCAGGCGCCCUCCUCCUCCACCUCCUCCUCCUCCGGCUUCUUCAGCUCCUUCAGCUCCAUCACCAACGCCGUGAAGCAGACGGCGGCCGGCUUCGUGGAGCAGUCGGCCGCCUCGCCCUCGCUCUCCAGGAAGUUCAAGAUCCUGCUGGUGGUGGACGAGCCGCAGCACGAGUGGGCCAAAGUGUUCCGGGGGAAGAAGAUUCUUGGAGAUUACGACAUCAAAGUAGAGCAGGCCGAGUUCUCUGAGAUCAACCUUGUGUCCAACUCAAACGGAACCUGCAGCGUGGACCUUCAGGUCAUGAGGAACGCCACUAAAGUCAUGAGGUCAUUCCGGCCAGACUUCGUGCUGGUGCGCCAGCAUGCGUUCAGCAUGGCACAGAACGAGGACUUCAAGAACAUGAUCAUUGGACUGCAGUAUGCCGGGGUCCCUUCGGUGAACUCCCUUGAGUCCAUCUACAGCCUCAGUGACAAACCUUGGGCCUUUGCUCAACUGAUCAAUAACCAGAAGAGGCUGGGCUCGGACAAGUUCCCUCUGAUCGAUCAGACUUUCUAUCCAAACCAUAAAGACAUGAUUACCACGCCCAGCUUUCCAGUGGUGGUGAAGAUAGGCCACGCCCACUCCGGAAUGGGAAAGGUGAAAGUGGACAACGCCAGUGACUUCCAGGACAUUGCGAGUGUGGUGGCCAUCACCCAGACCUACUCCACCACAGAGCCCUUCAUCGACGCCAAGUACGACAUCAGAGUGCAGAAGAUCGGCGCCGACUACAAAGCCUACAUGCGAACAUCCAUUUCUGGUAACUGGAAGAGCAACACUGGAUCUGCCAUGUUGGAGCAAGUGGCCAUGACUGACAAGUACAAGCUGUGGGUGGACGCCUGCUCUGACAUCUUUGGAGGGCUGGAUAUCUGCGCUGUUAAAGCAAUCUGUGGGAAGGACGGCAACGACUACAUUACUGAGGUCAUGGGGUCGUCCAUGCAGCUGAUCGGGGACCACCAGGCCGAGGACAAGCAGCUGAUCUCUGAAGUGGUCCUGGCUAAGAUGACCCAGGCCCUUGCCUCCAGGAGCUCCGCGGGCGCCCGCUCCCCCCAGGGCCAGAUGGCCACCACGGCCCAGCCCCAACAGAGCGCUGUCCUGAAGGAGGCAGCAUCAGAUCCCAACAGGACACCUGGGCAGCGACCCAUGCAAGGGACACCUGUGAAAACCCAGAUCGUGGACCCACCCCAAGAGCCAGCUAAGAGGGCUUCUGAACCUGCAGCCAAGCCUAGCAUGGCCCAGAAGCCUGGCCCGGUCCAGAAGGCUGCCUCCGUUACAAAACCUCCCGUGCCCAGGCCUCCUCCUCCGAUGAACAGGGCUCUGUCUGUCAACAAGUCCAGCCCGGCCCCACCUCCCCCAGCCGCCCAGGCUAGACCCGCGGCUGCACCCGUAGCCUCCCCUGCGGCCAAGGCAGCAGCGGCAGUCUCAGGGUCUCCCCCCGCCAGAGCAGCAGCCGUAGCCCCAGCCUCCCCAGCUCCGGCCCCAGCCCCCGUUCCGGCCGCCGCCGCCGCCACGACCACGGAGCAGCCCAAGCCCCAGGCCCAGGCCUCUCCCGCCCCGUCCCCCGGGAAACCCAAAGAUCUGCCACCCAAGCCCACGCCCCCUGCCAAACCCAUCCCUCCCGUGCGCAGGAAUUCCAGGUCUCAGAUCCAGGUGAGGCAGCAGACUCUACCGGCCGAUCUAGCCAAGCCGCAACCCGAGGGCCAGGCCCCGGCGCGGGCCCCCGAGUCCGCCUCAGCCCCCCGCCCAGCGCAGGUCCAGACGCCGGCCAAAGCGGCCCCGUCUCCCUCUGCCCAGUCCGAGGCCGGGCCGGCGGGGGAGUCCGAGGCUGAGCUGUCCGAAGGGGACGUCACAGCGCAGGACGAGCCGCCGUCGGACCAGCCCAAGACCCACCCCCUCCUGAAUAAGUCCCAGUCCCUGACCAAUGCCUUCAACGCCUUCAGUGACUCCUCCUUCUUCCGUGGAGGCUCCGCCCCCGUGGCGUCGGACGGCCAGGAUGAGGCCAAGGCCGAGACUAUUCGCAACCUACGAAAGUCCUUCGUCAGCCUCUUCUCUGACUAGACGGCCAGCCGCCAAUGUGUAGCCGAGCCUCCCCCCUCCCCCACUCAGUCCUCACCCAACCCCAACCCCACCAUUCACCUGCCACCCCGUCCCCCCACUCUCCCCUCUUACGGUGGGCUCCAGUGAUGGCUUGAUUGGUGUUUUGAUGUGAAUGCCGUUUUAACUGUGUGUGUGUGUGUGUGUGUGUGUGUGUGUGUGUGUGUGUGUGUGUGUGUGUGUGUGUGUGUGUGUGUGUGUGUGUGUGUGUGUGUGUGUCUGUGUGUGUGAGUGUGUGAGUGUGUGUGCGUGUUUGUGUGCCUGCAAAUUAGCUUGAGCGUGCGUGUGUGUGUGUGUUUGUGUGCCUGCAAAUUAGCUUGAGCGUGCGUGUGUGUGUGUGUGUGUGUGUUGUACCGUGGGUUCCAUGUCUCAGUCCUCCUCCUACGUAUCGUAAGUGUCUAAGUAUCCACGGGGCCUGACUGACUAAGGAUUCAAAGUGGAUCGUGUGAAGUAUCGGUAUUAUUAUACACUGAGUUAUGGGAUUGAGAUGGAAUCAAAAUAAGCUAAAUGAAGAAGAACAACAAUAACAGAUAUUUAUUUUUUUCUCAGAGGAAUACAUUGAAUAAUAUAAAGCGUAUAGUAUGCUAUUUGAGAUAUAGAAAAUAUAGUAGACAUAUUAUCUCGACAAGUAUAGAUUAAUGAAGCCACUAUUGGGAGAAUAGCCAAUAUCUACUGCCAGAAUCGAUAUUAAAAACCCUCAGUGACAUAACUUUCAUUCUAUGGCUGGAAUUACAUAUUUCCAUGAACAAGAAGAAGAAUAUACAGAGUUGACUAAUUUUACGAAUCAAAUCCACAGUUCAAACAGAUCAAUAAACAAGGUAAAUGUGGUGAUUGAUUUAAAUAGGAAGAAAUUUGAAAUAGAAAGAUUGGUGCAUAGCUUAGUAAGAUUAUCAGAUUACUCUUUAAAUUCACCAUCUCUGGUUGCUGGCUACUGGAUACACAUACAGUAGCGUAUCUUUUGGAGAAGCCUUUAAGUGUGUCUGUGGUUGUAAGGAGGUGGAUAAACGUGUUUUCUCUUCUGUGUUCAAUUCGUAUGCAUGGCUGGUUGACGUGGCUCUGUGUGACUAUUGAAGAAAGAAAAUGUUAUGGACCACUUCUGCCCUCUGUUGCCUCUUUCUCUCUGUCUGUCUCUCUCUCUCUUUCUCCGUCUCUAAUUCUUCUAUGCUCUUGCUUUCUCUCAUUCUUUCUUUCCAACUCAAUCUCUCUUUCUGUAGUGGUUGUAGCCUUAUCGUGAAGCUGGUGUUUUAUUAUUUAACUCACAGCUUGAUGUGCUAGCUGUGCAGACCUGAGUCCAGUGCUAUUUGAUAACCCCUCCAUGUGAAGCCGCCGCUCCGCUCUGGGCUCACGUUGUACCUGGCGACCCAAACACAAUCCCAGCUGAAGUGAUAUUGUUCCAUUUCGGGUAGUUCCUCGACUCUGUGUCUGUGACUGGUGAUUGUGUGUUCACCUCCAUGUAGGCCUAUUCAACAGUAGUGUGAUUUGUUCAUUAUUCUCAUUGAAAAAAAUAAAGGAAAGAACUGCAAAGGCAACAGUGUUGCAAUGACACCUCAACAUUACUGCCGAGCGCUGUCCUUCUCCACGUUAGAGAAAACCUGAGCAUCACCCGGUGUACGACGGCUCUCCCUACUCCACGUUGAAUAUGCUGCUCAAAGGUUUCAUUUGUCCGAUUUGUGUCGAACUGUUACCUUCCAGGUGUGUCUUGAUGACAGUUAAGAGUGUGAGACUUCUAGAGAGCUCUCGUCUCAUCUGAUGGCUUUUAUCGUGACCACAGAGUUUAUCACACAGAGUAUGAGAGUCAUGUUAUCAAGCCAACCUGGAAUUAACCGGAAGGCCUUGGCUGGGCUAGUUUAAACCCCAGUUGCUGUGUUCAGGUCUAUGAGGAGGCCUUUAAGAAUAAUAUCUUCGUCUCACGCUUACAGAACCGCUUAUUAACCCAUCUGCUUUCUUCAUGAUCUGUGAUACCGCGUAACAAGUAAAUACAUAUAGAUAAAUAACAUAUUGUACUGUAUUUGUAUGUAUGUACGUUUGUAUGUAUGUGUCUUCUCAGGAGUUUAUUUUUUGUAAAAUACUUAUUUAUUUAUUUUUUGAGGCUCCAUAUUUAGAGUAUAAUAUAUUAGUAUUUUGUUGGGUUCGUAUUGUGUUUUUAACUGUAACGCGAUACGGCUUUGCAUGACCUGUUGACUGACAUUGUUUUCUCUGUGCAGUCAAUAAAGAUGUGGAUCUAUCAUUCCGCAAGUAUUCUGUGA
Molecule: messenger RNA, 5346 nt
Organism: Gadus morhua (Atlantic cod)
Lineage: Eukaryota; Metazoa; Chordata; Actinopteri; Gadiformes; Gadidae
Gene: syn2b
Product: synapsin IIb
Exons: 13
Coding region: 698-3064 (788 amino acids)
Biological process (GO): neurotransmitter secretion
Cellular component (GO): synaptic vesicle membrane; synaptic vesicle
Molecular function (GO): ATP binding
Source: RefSeq, a predicted model, not a curated record